Messenger RNA from Cavia porcellus (domestic guinea pig), 1659 nucleotides. It is a transcript of the gene Tufm, whose product is annotated as Tu translation elongation factor, mitochondrial. Gene Ontology annotation, molecular function: GTPase activity; GTP binding; translation elongation factor activity. Gene Ontology annotation, biological process: mitochondrial translational elongation. The record is from RefSeq and is a predicted model, not a curated record. Gene Ontology annotation, cellular component: mitochondrion. The transcript is spliced from 10 exons. The coding region runs from base 118 to 1476 and encodes 452 amino acids. NCBI's taxonomy places the organism in Eukaryota, Metazoa, Chordata, Mammalia, Rodentia, Caviidae.
GCGUGCCCUCUGGGCCUCCACUUCCGCCGGAAGUGGGCUCCCGCCGCAGGUGCCCUUCCUAGGUUGCACGCGCGGGCUCCCGCUACCUUGUACUCUGUACAGUGGCGGACCACUACAAUGGCGGCGGCCACCAUACUGCGCGCGACGCCCCGCUUUAGCGGUUUUUGUGCUAGCCCGACCCCCUUAUUGCAAGGUCUGUUGCGGCCGCUGAAAACUCCGGCGUUGCCCUUCUUCUGCCGUGGCCUGGCGGUGGAAGCCAAGAAGGUCUACGUGCGCGACAAGCCUCAUGUGAAUGUGGGUACUAUUGGCCAUGUGGACCACGGCAAGACUACACUGACCGCAGCUAUCACGAAAAUUCUAGCUGAGGGAGGUGGGGCUAAAUUCAAGAAAUACGAGGAGAUUGACAAUGCCCCUGAGGAGCGAGCACGGGGCAUCACCAUCAAUGCGGCACAUGUGGAAUAUAGCACGGCCACCCGCCACUAUGCUCACACAGACUGCCCAGGUCAUGCAGAUUAUGUUAAGAAUAUGAUCACAGGCACUGCUCCCUUGGAUGGCUGCAUCUUGGUGGUGGCAGCAAAUGAUGGCCCAAUGCCCCAGACCCGAGAGCACUUACUACUGGCCAGACAGAUUGGGGUAGAACAUGUCGUGGUGUAUGUGAACAAGGCAGAUGCCGUCCAGGACUCUGAGAUGGUGGAGCUGGUUGAGCUGGAAAUCCGGGAACUGCUUACUGAGUUUGGCUACAAAGGGGAGGAGACCCCUGUCAUCGUAGGCUCUGCUCUGUGUGCCCUUGAGCAACGUGACCCUGAACUAGGUGUGAAGUCUGUGCAGAAGCUGCUGGAUGCUGUGGACACUUACAUCCCAGUUCCUACCCGGGACCUGGAGAAGCCUUUCCUGCUGCCUAUAGAGUCAGUUUACUCUAUUCCUGGCCGGGGCACCGUGGUGACAGGUACACUAGAACGUGGCAUUUUGAAGAAGGGAGACGAGUGUGAGCUCCUGGGACAUAGCAAGAACAUUCGCUCUGUGGUGACAGGCAUUGAGAUGUUCCACAAGAGUCUGGAGAGGGCAGAGGCCGGAGAUAACCUUGGGGCCCUGGUCCGAGGCUUGAAGCGGGAGGACCUGCGGCGUGGCCUGGUCAUGGUCAAGCCAGGUUCUAUUCAGCCACACCAAAAGGUGGAGGCACAGGUUUACAUCCUCAGCAAGGAAGAAGGCGGCCGCCACAAGCCCUUUGUGUCUCACUUCAUGCCUGUCAUGUUCUCUCUCACUUGGGACAUGGCCUGUCGGGUCAUCUUGCCUCCGGGGAAGGAGCUUGCCAUGCCCGGGGAGGAUCUAAAGCUCAGCCUUAUCUUGCGACAGCCAAUGAUCCUAGAGAAAGGUCAGCGUUUUACCCUACGAGAUGGCAACCGGACCAUUGGUACUGGCCUUGUUACUGAUACAUCAGCCAUGACCGAGGAGGACAAGAACCUCAAGUGGAGUUGAGUCUGGACUUUUGCUCACGUUAUCUUGAGUUUAGGACUGCCCUGGCCAGUCUUUCCUCCUGCUUUGGGUAUCCUGAGGGCAGAAGCUGCCACCAGCAGAGUGCAGCCAGAUGGACACUUCCCCCUGGUCAUAGAGGUGGCCUGAUAGACAAAGUAGGCCAAUAAACUGUUCUGUGAAUAGUAA